AUGGUUGUCAAUGGAGAGAAGAAUUUAUUGUGUUCUGAAGAUGUCAUUUAUUAUGCUACAACAUCUGGUACGACCGCUAAGAUCAAGUUGCUUCCUAUAACUGAAACAACAAUAAAAAAUAUUAGCACGGCGAUACGUCUUGCAUCUUAUGUUAUUUGGAGAUCGUUACCAUCGUCAUCAGUUCCUUCCCCUGAACAACGACCAUUCAGCUUGAUAGGUGAUACAAUCCAAUUUUAUUGCGGGCAAAAAUUACCUCUUAUUAACGGACUUCUUUAUGGUGCCAGUGAAGGAUUCUUUGGAUAUAUCGCAAGUAUUCAUACAGAUGAAUAUUUGCCAUUGCCAACACACGCAUUCUAUGAAUUCAUAAAGGAAGAAGAUGUUCAACAGGCUCAGCCGAAAACUCUUCUCAUCUCUGAGAUUGAGCCAGGGCAUCGGUAUGAGUUGGUUUGUACAACUGAAGCAGGAUUAGUCCGGUACAGAUUGGGAGAUAUGGUUAAUUGCACACGGUUUCUCUGUCAAGCUGAUGAUUUAGUUCGAUUACCACAAGAACCAGUGGAGAUUCCUCGAAUUCCUGUCAUUUCAGUUGCAUAUCGUGUUGGAAAUCUUUUGGAUGUUUAUGGUGAAAAAACAAAUGAACAACAUGUAAUGAAUGCACUUCUUCAAACAAUGCGUCAAUGGAAAGAACAAGGAAUACAUGUUGAUUUAGAUGAGUUUACAUCAUAUCCCAGAUUAGAUGUGUUCCCUCCAAGAUAUGUCAUCUUUAUGGAGUUGAUAGAGAAGCAAGGACACAAGCUUGAUGCACAGCAACUUCGAUUUCUCCAAAGUACCAUUAGUUCAGAUGUUGAACAGCAACUUUGCAAAGCAAACCAAGAAUAUGCAGCUACUCGACGAGGAACAAAACUUGGCGCACUUGAUUGCAUUCUGGUUCGAAGUGGAACAUUCUCAACAUUUCUAAAAGUAUACCUGUUGAUCAAUCGUACAAGAUCCUUGCAAAUGAAACCUCAUCGAAUAUUGAGAAACGAACAACAUAUUCGAUUCUUUUAUGAAAGCCGUAUUGAUACAUCAUCCUCAUAACUUUGAAGCUUCUUUUUGUGAUGACAUUAACAAUUGAAGUAAUGUUCACAUAACAUACUUCUUAUAUAGAAUUUUGUAGAACUCUUUUUUUCUAAAAAGCUAAAGUGUGUGUAAACUUACAGCGAGGCUUUUGCAGUUCUUUCGAAUGCUCCCAUUACAGAACUUAGCAAUUAAUAUCGAUGUGAAGCCAGCACAACACGACAAAUUACCACGACGAGAGAAAAAAGUUUAUUUGUCGAAUGAAGGGCCAAUCAGAAAAUCGAAAAACAAAAAAAAGCAGAGUGGAGGCUGAUAAUUUGGAAAUGGCGACCCUUAGCAACAGAAAUUAGUGAGAAGUUAGUACCACCAAAAAAAAGCAAAACAUUUUCAAAAAAAAGGCAAAAUCUUCACCAUACGAGCCAUCCCUAGUUUCAAUCCUGUUCAUUCCUUGAGAAACCUUGGAAGGAUCUUUUAGGAUCCUGAAUCUUAAGGAUCUUGUCAAGUUUUUAUUCAGGAUCUUGUUUCAAAUCCUUAGUGUUUCCUGUCUCCGGGAUUUUUAAGGUAAGUCAAGAUCCUGUUCAGGAUUUCUUCAAGUUCCUGCUCAGAUAUGUUUUUGAAUUGAGAAUACAGGUUCCUAUCAGGAUUUUCUCAAGAUUCUAUUAAGGAUCCUCUCAAGAUAAUGAGAGAGGAUUCUAUCAAGAUUGUAUCGAGUUCUCGUCAGGAUCUAGGUCAAAUCUUUGUAUCAAGAUCCUGUCAAGAGUGAUAGCCACAUCAGACGAGGAUCCUGGCAAGAAAAUAAUAAGAUCCGUCAGAAUAUGAAAACAGACUAAUCCUGCAACGCUUCAAUUAGGAUCUUGUUCAGAAGUUUUUCAAGAAUAUGCGUUUCCAAAACUUCCAAGACAAUAUCAAUUCUAAUCACGAUCUUGAUAAGAACAUGUAAAGGAUUAAGCAGAGAUCUUUACAGGUUACUGCUUAGUCUAUUCAGCCAUGCCAAUUUCUUGAGAUAGCCUUGACGGAUCUUUCAGAAUCAUAAAUCUCAAGGAUCCUGUCAGGUUUGUUUCAGGAUUCUAUCCAAGAUUUGUUCACGUUCUUGCUCAGAUUUUUUCUGAAUUGAGUUUGUACGAUCUUACUGAUCCUAGUCUAAAUCCUAGACAUUCCUUGAAAAUUCCUGCCAGGCUCUUCCAGGAUCCUGAUCCUACAGAAUCUUGUCAAGUUUGUCUUAGGAUGCUGUUUUGAAUCCUUGUAUUUUCGGUGCUAUAGUAUAUUUCAAGACUAAAGAGAAUUCUAACCAGGAUUUCUUCAGGUUCCUGUUCCUAUUAUGUUUGGAUUGAUAGAUCAAAAUCCUGUUAAGAUUCACUCAAAAUUCUAUUUAGAGUCUUAGCAAGAAUAACAAGAAAAUAUUAUUGUAAGAUUUUUCCAGGAUUUUAUCCAGAUUCAUCCAACAGGUUUACCUCAGGAUUUUUCUAGGAAAUGAAAAUCGAUCAGAGAAGGAUCUGGACAAGAAAGAAACUGAGAUCACGUACGGAUAUGGAUAGAAAAAUCUUAUCAAGCUCCAUCCAAAAUCCUGAUCUAUUUCUUCGUUGAUACAGCCGGAAGGAUCUUUUUUAAACUUCUUCAGGAACGUAUUAGGAUCUGAUCAUGCAAAAAUAUUUCAAAGUCUAAGGGAAAGAUACUAAAUGUUCUCAGGAUUUUGACAAAAAAAAAAACAACUGGAGACUAUUAGGAUCCGUUCAAAUUUUUGUUUGGCUCAUAUCCCGACUUUAUCAUCAGGAUCCUGAUAAGAUUCAUAAACAAUUCUGUUCCUAAACUUGAAAAACAACAGAAAAUGGUUUCAACAAAAUUUUGAUUAGAUUCCGCCAGAGAUCCGUACCAGAUCCUUAAGUCCCUUGACACAAAUAAGUUAUAAUACCAGACUCUAUGUCUGACCAAUAUCAUCCUUAAGAGAUCUGGGAAGAAUCUGUUAAGAUCUUCACUUUCAAGUCUAUGAGUUCAUGGUAUCAAGAUAAUGCAAAAUGAAGCAGGAUCCUGUUCAAGAUUUCUUAAAGAUCCUGCUAGGAUUUUAUAUAAAAAUUACUCAUUCUCUGUUCAAAAUCUUGGAAAGAAAUAGUAGAAAGAAUCGUUUUAGAACAUAUCAAGUUUUCGUUAGGAUAUCUUAAGGAUCUGCUUGGUAAGUUCCAUAGUGACGUCAGGCAAGGAUCUUGCCAAGUUUUGAAUAGAAAUGCGUGUCCUUUCCUACUUAUUUCGAAUUCGAGAGUCUCGUGCAAAACGUCUUCACGAUUCUCUGCAGGUCUUCAGAAUCCAUUACCUUAGUUUUAUACUAAAUCAUGCUAAAUAUCAUAAAAAUUUUGGCAAGAUAUCAAAAAGACUCAGUCAAGAUUUUGUCUCGAUCAUAUUUAAAUUUUAUUACAAAUGUGAAAGUCAAGAUCUUUAACGGAUCCGAAUUUUUUCCUUCGAAGAAACUCGAUUAGGCUUGGAUAGAACAUGAAGUCAAGAUCCUAUCCGGAUCAUGUCAAGGUUAUGCCUGUAUAUAAGAUAAAACGCCUGCCAUAAUCCUGACAAGAUUUUCUGUAUUCGAUUGCACGCUGGCGCCAAUACUUCUAAGUGAUCUUUACAAUAUAAAUUAUUAUUAAAUCACUUCAUUUGUAAUUUAAAUAUUAAUUAAAACUAAAAAUAAAAUAAUUUUUGGGUUUACGUAGUGGUGGCCAUAGAGAAUUUAAUCGUUGUAUACACAUAUUUUUUGAUUGGACGUAUUUGUUCAACGAAUUUUUCUCUCUUUCCUUGCAUGUUUAUUUGAAUCUUUUCCUCGUAAACUUGGGCUUGAGAGAAUUUUUUGAAAAUUUAACUCAUGGCUACUACAAUGUCUACUGCAUCAAAACGUUCAAAGACAAUUGAACCUGAACAUUUUUGUUUCGUUUCUUUUCCAUCAGAAGGAACUCAUGGAAUAUGGCCUGAAAAUCUUAUUCGUACUAAGGGUGUGGGUAUGGGUGUGGGUGCGGGUGUGGGUGUGGGUGUGGGUGUGGGUGUGGGUGUGCGGUAUUGGUGCGGAUGUGGGUGUGGGUGUAGGUGCCGGUGUGAGUGUGGGGUGUGUGCGUGUGAGUGUGUGCGUGGGUGGGUGUCGGUGUGUGGGUGUGUGUAUGGCUGACAGUGUAGAUGUUGGUCAUUUGUUCACCCACACACACCCACACCCACCCACACCCACCACCCACACCCACACCCACCCACACCCACACCCACACCCACACCCACACCCACACCCACACCCACACUUAUACAAACGCUGUGAAACUAACGCAUAGAAUUUAAGCGUUGACUUGUCAAGAGACCGAGAACGAAGAUGAACACAAUUCCGGCAUAGAGGAACCAAAGACUAACACAGUUUAUUUCAACCAUUAUACUUCACCAAAAUGCGUCAUACAAGCACUGCUUCUUAAUUUAUACCAGUGAUAAGGACGCAAAAGAAGAAAAUCCAUAUUGAUAAAGAGUCAGAAGAACGAUUGACGAAAAGUGUAUCUUACAUCUUGAUUAGGGGUGUCAGUUUCGGGUUCCGUUCCUGGGAACGAGAACCCGCACCGAGUUCCGGGUUUCUAGGAACGGGAACCCACUUGGUUUUUCAUUUCUGUGCAUUUUUGAACACACUGGAGUGCUUAUACAUACUUUUUCUUUCGUUUUGAGGCGAGUCACUCCGGGUUCCUGGGAAUGGGAACCCGUACCGGGUUCCGAGUUCCUAGGAACGGGAACCCGGUUAAAAAUUCAUUUCUGUACAUUUUUGAACACACU
Messenger RNA from Rotaria sordida, 4830 nucleotides. The record is from the annotation of a GenBank genome assembly. NCBI's taxonomy places the organism in Eukaryota, Metazoa, Rotifera, Eurotatoria, Philodinida, Philodinidae.